This is a messenger RNA of Alnus glutinosa, 1460 nucleotides long. Its product is annotated as dof zinc finger protein DOF4.6-like. NCBI's taxonomy places the organism in Eukaryota, Viridiplantae, Streptophyta, Magnoliopsida, Fagales, Betulaceae. Gene Ontology annotation, biological process: regulation of DNA-templated transcription. Gene Ontology annotation, molecular function: DNA-binding transcription factor activity; DNA binding. The record is from RefSeq and is a predicted model, not a curated record. The transcript is spliced from 2 exons. Bases 136 to 927 code for a protein of 263 amino acids.
CCACAUGGAACCACCACAUAUACCAUUUCUCUAGUGUUCCCAUCUUGCUUUAAGACAAUCAGCUUGAAAAGCGGGUGAUUUUCAUCUCCUGGAAGACCAUAGCUUUUUCUCUUCUUUUUUUCUAACUCGUAAUCCAUGGAUACAGCUCAGUGGCCACAGGGAAUUGGAGUGGUUAAACCACCCAUGGAGGGUAAUAAUUCAAGGCCUAUGAGGGCAAGGCCACAAAAAGAUCAAGCUUUGAACUGUCCAAGGUGCAAUUCGACAAAUACAAAGUUUUGUUACUACAAUAACUACAGUCUCUCUCAGCCAAGAUACUUCUGCAAGACUUGUAGAAGGUAUUGGACUGAAGGUGGUUCUUUAAGAAAUGUUCCUGUUGGAGGAGGUUCAAGGAAGAACAAGAGAUCAACUUCAUCAUCAUCACCAUCAAAGAAGCUCCCUGAUCAUCUUACCCCAACAACUACUUUCCCUCACUCUGCUUCUCAAAACCCGAAGAUCCCUCAAGGCCAAGAUCUUAACCUAGCUUACCCACCAAGUUUCCCUCACUCUGCUUCUCAAAACCCUAGCCCAUCCUCCACGUCAUCUCAUCAACUCUCAGCCAUGGAGCUGCUCAAGAGUAGUACUACUACUCAUGGGAUCACUUCAAGAGGGUUUAGUUCUUUCAUGCCGAUGCCAGUAUCCGAUUCCAGCUCAAUAUAUUCAUCUGGGUUUCCUAUGCAAGAAUUCAAGCCAACGCUCAAUUUUUCUCUCGAGGGUUUUGAAGGCGGGUAUGGGAGUUCUCUUCAGGGAGUGCAAGAGAGUGGUGCAAGGCUCUUGUUUCCUAUUGAUGAUUUGAAACAGGUUCCAUCCACGAGCGAGUUUGAGCAGAAUAGAGGGCAGGGAGAUUCUGCUGGCUAUUGGAAUGGGAUGUUAGGAGGAGGAUCAUGGUAGUAAAUAAAGCUCGAAAAGAGAGAAAUUAAUGGAUGGUUGCUUUAAUUUGUUUAAUUUCCUUCUUUUUUGGUGGGUGACUUGUUUUGAGGUAAUCAAAACUAACAAAUAGGGUACAUGGGUUUCUUUUCUUUCUUUUCCUGAUCUGUACUACUUCUUUGCCUUUUGUCUUUCAUGGCACUAUGAUCAAUGUGGAUGUUUGAAGCUUUAUUUUAGGUUGGCUUCAAAAGGGUGUGUCAAAACUACUGUCACGGGAAGCUGUGUAAAGGAUAUAUAUAGAACAAGAGGACUAGAAAAAACGAUAUAUAUCUCUUUUAGGGCUUCAUUCAGAAGAGAAAACCUUGAUGAUGAUCAUCUUGUUCCAAUGAUUCUUCUACCACAGCGAAGGGUGCAGUGUAUCAUGUUCUUGAUGAUGAUCUAGCUUGCUACAAAUUAAUAAUGGUCCAUGAUGUUUUAGGUGGCAAGAGCUAGUACGUAAUUUAUAUAUAUAUAUUGAACAAAUGACUUAUAUAUCGACUUUUGUUUAUUUUUAGUUA